GACAAAAUGGCAACAACUUCAGCUCACGCUUCGUCUACGUGCAGAGCAGCAGCCAGAAGAAGGCAAGCGAAAACACGCCAUUGGACCCGUGAAGAGACCGUGAAUUUGAUAUCUGUUUGGGCUGAGCCACGUUAUCAAAGGCAGUUUGAGUCGUUGGUGCAUAACCACACGGUGUGGGAGAAAAUAUAUGAAGAGCUUGUGCGCCGCUGUCCUUCGGUUCACGAUUUUGGCGAUUGGGCCAAAAUGAAAGACCGCAUGGAUUACCUCAAACGCAAGUACAGGGAAUGCCUCAAAAAUAAGAAGACUGGGUCCACACCGAGUCGGUGUCCCUAUUAUGAGGAAUUGGACGCAGUUUUGGGGUGCAGACCCAUGAACAACCCAGGGGAUCAUCGACUGGACAGGGGGAGUUCAGAAGAGGAGGAGAAUGAGGAGUCUUACAGUAGAGGACAAGAGGUGACGGACAUUGCCCAAUAUUGUCUGUGUUCAGCUGGUGAGUCACCAAGUGGGCAUCAACUGGGUGAAGAUGGUACAGAGGGGGUGGAGGAUGAGGUGGCAGAGGAUGAGCCAGCGGUGGAUGAGCCUUCAAUUGCUGAACCUGAUCCUCAAGCACAGCGCCGAAGAAAGGGCCGUAAAACUCAAAUGAUGGAGGCCCUUGAGAAGGGGUUGGACCGGCUGUGUCAACAUGACUAUGCCUAUGAGCGAGAGCGCCUGGAAUGGGAGGAGGUGGUGGAAAGGAAGCGGAUGGAACUAGAAAACAAAAGGUUAGAAUUUGAAAUGAAGCGUAUGGAAGCUGAUGAACAUAGAUCUAGGGAUAACAGAGACCUCAUGGCCCAACUUUUCCAGUGCAUCAGGCCCCCAGCCCCCUUCUCUUACAUGGCACCACAUAUGGCACCUCACCCAUUUCCACCACCCCACCAAGGCACAUCUACGGAGUGCUAUCCUACAGCCCCUGAACCCCCCUGCUCCAGCAGCACACCAGGUCCAAUAUUAUGACUCCCCCUAGAGACGGAUACAUAGGGUUUCUCUGCACCUCCUUCACCUAUUCUAUCAGGUUUUAGGCAGUCAUUUGUUUAUUUUUGUUCUUGUGUUUUAAAUGAAUCCUUUUGCACAUUUGAAGUCUGUUUAUAAGACAAGUGAGCCUUUUCCAUACAUAUCUUUGUAUUUUUCUAUUUUAUACUUGUCAAUGUUGACAGCAUAUUUAAUUUGCACUUAAUGUGUAAAAGACAAGUGAACCCAAGCCUUUUCUUUAUACAU
This is a messenger RNA of Neoarius graeffei (lesser salmon catfish), 1254 nucleotides long. RefSeq names its product SWI/SNF complex subunit SMARCC1-like. Lineage: Eukaryota; Metazoa; Chordata; Actinopteri; Siluriformes; Ariidae. Bases 7 to 993 code for a protein of 328 amino acids. The transcript has 4 exons. The record is from RefSeq and is a predicted model, not a curated record.